UCCCUCCUCAGUUGGCAACAUUGAGCGCCUCGUAAACAAACAUGGCGGCGACCAAGAAAAUCGAAGAGGCGCUCGCUCACCUUAGGGAGGCCGAGAAGAGCCUGAAAACCAGCCUUCUGAAAUGGAAGCCAGACUAUGAUGUGGCAGCUGACGAGUACAAUGCAGCUGCGACGUGCUACAAGACGGCCAGGCAGUACACGCAGUGCCGUGAGUGUCUGCUCAAAGCCGUCGAGAACUACAAGCUCAACCGAUCAUUCUUCUCGGCCGGCAAGUGUCUUGAGCAAGCCGCCAUGAUCAGCAAGGAACUCGGGGACAUGGAGUCGAUCUUCACCCUCUGCCAGCGGUCCGCCUGCAUGUAUAGGGAGCACGGCAUCCCCGACACGGCGGCACUGGCUCUCGACAAGGGUGCCAAGAUCCUCGAAAGCCAGCUGCCGGAGAAGGCCCUGAUUAUGUACGAGCAUGCCGUGGAUAUUGUCAUGACUGAAGAUCGUCCCCGGCAGGCAGCUGAGUUCCAGAGUCGGGUGUGUCGCCUCAAUGUGAAGUUGCAGAAGUACGAUGCUGCCACAGACGCUAUCAGAAGGGAGAUAUGCUACCACCAGGCCGGAGAAAACCAGCCUGCCAUUGGGAGGCUCACAGUGGCUCUGGUGUUGGUGCAGUUGGCUCGAGGGGACUGUGUGGCCGCAGAGAAAGCCUUCAGGGAGUGGGGGUCUUACUGUGAGCACGAGGAGGCUCAGACGCUGGAGAUGCUGAUCCAGGCGUACGAUGAGGAGGACGGUGACAUGGCAACGAAGGCCCUCAACUGCCCCUUCAUCAAGCACAUGGACGUGGAGUAUGCCAAGCUGGCCCGCAGUCUGCCCGUCCCCAAGUCUAACCAGGAGACCAAGAAGCCCGGCGUGACAGACACCUACCCGCCCUACACCUCCAGCUCUGGCGCUGACGUGGACUCGCUGGCCAGGGGGGUUGGCAAUGCUUCGAUCAGCCAGGAUGAAGACCUGGACUUGUGCUGAGUGGCGCGGCGCGGCGUGUGGCAUCACUUGAUAGGCAGCAUUGUUGGUGGGAGGGUGCAUAUUCAACUGCUUUGGUUACCCAUCAAGCCGCGUGGCAGUUGGUCGCCUGCACAGGAAAACUUUUGACAAGACGUGUCUGUGGAGCCUCAUAUUACCAGUAAGGCUUGUACUGUAGUCCGUGAGCUGCUUGAACCUGAGUCCUAGGAAGCAUAUGAGGACCUCCUGUGUCUUCAUCUUGUCAAGAAGCUUGCUGUGUUUGUUGCAGGUGCAUGAUACCAAAGAUAGGCGGGCAGGGCGGCAGCCUGGCUCAUAACACUUCGGCUAAGUUAUUUAUUUGUGGGUCACGGGAACGCAGAGCCACGUGCUGGAGAGGGUGGAGUUCCCGGCUCUGGGGGGAGACGAGCGGCACCGCUGCUCGCUCCCGGUUGUGACGUCUUGAGGCCAGCUCAAUCACUGUCUCAUCCUAAGCCAUCAGCACUUUGUUUAAAAUCCUCUUGUCUUGUUCUGAAAAUUACAAUUCCUGUGCAUUUCAUGAUGGGGAGGCACAAAACCUUUUCCACAGUGCCACUCCAACACAGUCCGUCACUCCACCGAGGCAACACUGAUGUACCGUCUUCAAAAUUGUUCCAACUUCACUCUUGCCCCCUUCAGCAAUGAUGCUCUGCCUAGUCCAGGAAACACUGGCCGGGGAGCACCAGCGAGUCGUUCUUUGUCUUCAUUAUUUCCCUGUGUUCCCUUCAAGUCCAGAGUGGAGGACACGCACCAGGGCGGGCGGGACGCAGUAGUCUGCGUCCCUCUGCCGGACAUUCCAGGCCGCCUCGCGUGCCGGUGUGCAGCACGGCGAGGCAGGAAGGUGAUGAUGCUCAGUCCGGGGUGGUUCUCCCGUGUAGCGCCGGGCAGGUCGAGGCACACCCUGCUGUUGUUAUUAGCCAGUGGUAGCCGUUAUUGUUUUGUCCUGUUUUCCGUCACAGCUUUAUUAUUCUCGUGGGUGGAUUAGCGUAUCAUUUGUUGUUAUGGAAAUGCGUUUAGUCCUGAAGUUACGACAACAUAUCUUGUUAUUUGUUAUGGUAAUCCGUAGAGGAACUAUUUCUAACGUAGCGCGGUGUUUUAAUGGUAGAGCAGACUACUACGAUCAUGAUAGUCAACCAUUCUCAGCUCUCAAGCUGUACAUAUAAGUAGUCAUUAUUGUAAGAAGGGUUUUCAUCUUACAAAUUUACAAGUUCAUUACAGAAUCAAAGGAACUCACAAGGAUACAUGCUUUUGGAAGGUUUAAUCUUAAGUCAGUUUCUUAUCAAUAAAUAUGCAAUUGACAUCUAGAAUUAUGACCUGCACCGUUACAUGACGUGCGUGGCCGCGGCCGAGCCUGGCCACGGCGGGAACCACUGGCCUCUGCCCUCAAGGCCUGGGUGGCAGGGCCUGCUACACAUGUAUUAGUUCUCAACAUUAACACAGGCUGAAAUAUUUUACUUUUCUCUUCAAAUCAUACUCCUCAAGUACAUCUGAACACGGGAAGUUCAUAUUUUUAUCUGGAUUGACGGCUGAAAAGUUACAAGGUUUUUAUAAGAUUUCUAUCACACAAAAAUUCCCCUUAUGCAAAGGAUCAGCGAUUUUAUGCAAUGUGACACAAGUUUUGUUUCCCUGGCUUCUGACUUUGUUGAACCUUUGGAGUCGCUUCAGUCAUGUUUCCAGGUGGCGAUGAUGAGUUUCCGGCAGGCAAGAGUUUCUGUUCCUUUACGAUGAGUUUGUGAAUGUCUAGUUGCAUAUCAUUCCAGGGAAGCUCCACACACUGUUACUGUAGCCCCAGGUGGUGGCAGACCCCCCUCCCUCCCCCAAGACAGUAGUGUAACAAUGAUGACGCUUAUAUUGAAUGUUUUAGGUGUGUCCUGUAUACUUCCUCACCUUCCCCUCGUCUGUCACGGCAGAAGCUUUUGCCAAGGCCACGGGGCAGACCACAACUUUUGUACUUCUUUCCGUCAAGAUGUUUGUGACAAGUCAAAAUAGCAAGACUUCCUUCCUCACAGCCGGCUCGUGGCGCCACUCACUGGAAAUCGCAACCUGCUUGAGAUUUCUCUGUCUGUGGAUCCUGACUGAACGAGACACACUUGUGGGAAUAGUGGGAACAUGAGGCUUGUACACACACUACAGGCAUGUGACCAUUGACAGGGUGUGAUGCAUAUAUGACCCAGGCUAUAGGGGUCACGAGACUGUAUCUGAUUGUACACCACUCAGCUCUGAAGCCAGUCAGCCACACCCAAGAGACCAACUUAUGCUCAGAGUUUUUUAGCCAUUAUGAAUACAUAUAGAGUUAAGCCGGAGAGAGUUAGCCAUUCACAUACACAAGGCACAGCAAGGAGUCACUAAGUAUGGGAAUGUUCAGUGUGUCUACAAUAAGAGAGAGGUGACUAGCAUGGCUUAGCUUAAGAUAUGGAGGGAUGGAGAUGAAGAGUUAUAGAGGAGAAUAGAGAGGUGGCAAGACUCUGGUUCAGCUUAAGAUAUGGAGGGAUGGAGAUGAAGGGUUAUAGAGGAGAAUAGAGAGGUGGCAAGACUCUGGUUCAGCUUAAGAUAUGGAGGGAUGGAGAUGAUGAAGAGAGGAUGGAGAUGGAAGGAGGAGGAGAUGAAAGGGGUAUAGAGCUCUGAAUACCAUGGUCCCUUGGCUGUGGCUGUAUCCCUCAUGAGCUUACCUUACAAUCAGGUGCAAGUGUAUGUAUUCAGAACCUGUCCAGCCACAACACACCUGCCCUCACAGUGCUGUCAGGGGUCACAACAUGUGUUCACGGAUCAUGUCUAUUGCUGUUCUCAUGAUGUGUCUUGCAUGCCAGGCUGCACACACGAUAAAGCCAGCAUGAUUACUAUUUCUUGUGAGUCGCCCAGCAAGGUGCAUUCAGGCGGAGGCUCCUCCCUGUGACUGGCCUGAGUGGACCUGAGCUCCUGUGCCCUGGAGACGCUCCUGUUUGCCUCACUUCUGUACUCUGAGGUUUCCAACAGCAAAUGUUCUUGUGAUUCAUGAUUCUCCCAUUUUAUGCAUAUUUGUGUGUGUGACCAGUACGUGCACCUGUCUUACGUUAGUGUGUCUGCCAGUCGUGCACACCCUUAUGUUACUCAUUGUAAACCAAUACCUGUACAUACAUAUGCUCCACAUAAUAUAUACAUAUACAUAUAUAAAUAUAUAUACAUGGCAACAUUUUCGUUGUUGUUGUGAUCAAGGUCGGAUACAUAGGCUCUAUAGGCGUCUUGAGGUGGGACACACGUCUCGGCCAAGACAGCGCUGUUGAAUUUUUGGAAUAGUCUUCCAUAAAAAUGGAAGACUAUUUAUUACAUCUUCUGUGUUGCUAUCUCUGUUCCGUUGUGAUUAUGACGAAGGUUUUAUACAAAAUUACUUCCGUUCUCGCCAUGGUUGGGACGUUUCUGUAGCUUGGAAGCUGACAAACUCUGAGUGGUUCAUCAUCUGUGAUUUACUCUAAUUGGUGCCUGACACAUGCAUGGAUUAGUAUCAUCGACAAAGUAACAAGCAACCAGCCAUUCAGAGUUAUUCAUGAUAACAAGUUUGGACUUGUGUCAUAGAUUAGCUGUCAACUAAUACUGUUGUGUGUCCUCAUCAACAUUAUACAGCUUUAGAUUUAUUUAUCAAUAAAUGAUCUGCAAUACUAA
Messenger RNA from Eriocheir sinensis (Chinese mitten crab), 4655 nucleotides. RefSeq names its product gamma-soluble NSF attachment protein-like (gene gammaSnap1). Bases 42 to 1007 code for a protein of 321 amino acids. Gene Ontology annotation, molecular function: soluble NSF attachment protein activity; syntaxin binding. The transcript is spliced from 11 exons. Gene Ontology annotation, biological process: intracellular protein transport. Lineage: Eukaryota; Metazoa; Arthropoda; Malacostraca; Decapoda; Varunidae. Gene Ontology annotation, cellular component: vacuolar membrane; SNARE complex. The record is from RefSeq and is a predicted model, not a curated record.